This is a messenger RNA of Schistocerca serialis cubense, 2804 nucleotides long. RefSeq names its product peroxisomal targeting signal 1 receptor (gene Pex5). Gene Ontology annotation, biological process: protein import into peroxisome matrix, docking. Gene Ontology annotation, cellular component: peroxisomal membrane; cytosol. Gene Ontology annotation, molecular function: protein binding. NCBI's taxonomy places the organism in Eukaryota, Metazoa, Arthropoda, Insecta, Orthoptera, Acrididae. Bases 166 to 2163 code for a protein of 665 amino acids. The record is from RefSeq and is a predicted model, not a curated record. The transcript is spliced from 15 exons.
UCCACAGUUUGGUCUCUGAUAAACAUUGAUCUGUCAUGGUUUCAUGGUGAGCAGACACUGUUAGCAAUGUUGACGAUACAUAACCCCGUUGUUAAAGUGGAUAUUAUCGUGUAGAGGGAAAAACUACUUUUUAUUGGACGUCGUCAUCACGUUAACUUGCCAGGCAUGUCUCUGAAAGACCUAGUGGAAGCAGACUGCAGCAGAGAAGCUGCUGCAGCAGAAUUUUCAUCACACUUUGUUCAUGAUAAAGCAUUUAGGGAUGCUGGUGUGGAACACCCUUUCCAAGAUGCAGGUGGUAAUAUCUCUAGCGCUGAACAGCUGGUUAAUCAGUUUCUUGCUGAAAGUGCUGCUCACAGUGCUCCAAAAUCAUUCAGAAUGGAUUCUUUGCUGGAAGAAAUGCGGGAGAUUGAAUCUUCUGUCAGUCACCACGCUCCCAUUCAAGCUCCAGGAGUGGCUGUUCUAGCAGCAGCUGAUCCUGUGGGGAUUGCUGGUGAAGAUGUUAUUUGGGCUGAAGAAUUUCUUGCAUCUGAAAAACAAUUGGCAGCAGAUGAUCCUGUGGGGGUUCCUGGUGAAGAUCUUAUUUGGGCUGAACAAUAUCUUGAAUCUGGAAAACAAUUUGAUCAAGAGCCAGAUGGGGAAGCAAUUUGGAGCUCAACAAUAGAAACACUAGAUAAAAUAUUACCAGUUAAUGCCAACAGGAAUGCAGAAGAAUAUGAGCUUGGAUUUGGCCCAAAUUGGAUUGAUGAAUUUUUCAAUGAAUAUGAUCUAAACAUUUAUGAUCCAACAUUCAAGCUACAUGCUACAUCAGAUGAAUUAAAGGAAACUGCUGGCGAACUUAUCAAAAGUGUGAAUGGAACAUCUCUUGAGACUUCAAAGUUUAUGGAAUUUAUGCAACAAGUGAGUGAUGGUGAUAUUGUUUUCCCACCUGCAUCAACAGCUGAUGAUGAAAGUAAGGAAAUUACCUCCAAAGAUUUGGUGGAUAAGUGGACUGCAGAAUUUAUGCAGGAGUUUGGUGGUGAAGGUGGUGAUUUGGAAUUACAGUUCACAGAUUUUGGCCGGAGUGUAAAUGCUCAGGCUUUGUGGAACAAAAUGACAGAACAAUGGGACAGUCUAGAGGCUACAUCAUCGGUGGCAAAAGAAGGAAACAGUGAACAGGAUCCUGAGCAGUUAUACAAAUUUGAUGAGGACAACCCAGUAUCUGGAUGUGAGGAUCCACUUGUUAAAGGAAAGGAGAGAUUAGCAGCAGGGGACCUCAUUGGAGCAAUUCUUUAUUUUGAAGCUGCUUGUCAACAGGAUGAGAAGAAUGCAGAAGCAUGGUUGCUUUUAGGAAAUUCUCAGGCACUCAAUGAACAGGACCCUGCAGCCAUUAUUUGCCUGAUGCAAACAUUAAAGCUGGAUCCCUAUAAUUUAAAUGCUUUGAAAGCUCUUGCAAUCAGUUUGACAAAUGAGAACUACCCUAAUCAUGCCUGUUACAUUCUGGAGAGAUGGCUGUUUGCAAAUCCUAAAUACAAAGACUUAAUUGCAGAUCAGGGUCAGGCACUAGAAGGAAAUGCACAAUCUGAAGAGACAGAAAGAAUGAUGGCUGAUGUUCUUUCAAAGGCUGGCUUGAGAUCAUCCUUUCUAAAAAGCAAUUACUUUGAAAAAGUGAAGAAUCUGUUCAUUGAAGCUGCAAGACGAUAUCCUACCGACGUUGAUGCUGACGUACAGACAUGUUUGGGGAUUCUGUUCAACCUCAGCCAAGAAACUGAUAAAGCUGUUGAUUGUUUCAGAGCAGCACUGCAAGUACGGCAAGAUGAUUUUCAGUUGUGGAACAGUUAUGGGGCAACUCUUGCUAAUGGUGGAAGGAGUGAAGAAGCUGUGCAUGCAUAUCGACGAGCUUUAGAACUGUAUCCAGCCUUUGUUAGAGCAAGAUACAAUGUUGGCAUUACGUGUUGUACUCUUCGGGCUUACAGGGAGGCCGCAGAGCAUUUCCUUGUUUCACUAAAUCAGCAAGCCUCUGUAUCACAGCAACAAAAUUAUCGUGGUGGUAGUGGAACCAUAAUGUCUGAUAAUAUAUGGAAUUCAUUAAGGACUGUCCUUACUCUGAUGGAUGACAAAGAGCUACUGAAAUCAGUGGAGCAAAGGGACCUUGAGAAACUGUCAAAAGCAUUUGAGGUCGAGUAACACAGGUACAGUAAAGUGGAUGCUGGAGAGCUGAGUGGUUGCACAGCCAGCAUAAUGGUUUUCAAUUGAUUCUUAAUGUUCAUGAAUUUGACCUUAAACUACUGUCUUAAUAAGUGUAAUACAGCUAGAGUUGUAUAAUUGGGAAUAAUUGCUAUGUAAAUAAAUAUGAUGUAUAAGUUGAUUGAAUAAAUGCUUAAUAAUUUAGUUCAUUUGUCACUGGUAUAUCGCUUGUUCAUUAUGUGAUACAGUUAAUGCUGUCCAGAAAAAGACAUUGCAGUAUUCAGUCACUACAUACACAUACAAGUGAGAAGUUGAACAUUGUAGUUCAGGUUACAAAUUUGUGUCAUCAUUCAUAUUACAGUAUAUUGAAAUGUAGAACUGGACAAAGCAACUUAGUAAUGUACAUUGGAGGUUAGAGCAAUGAGAAAGGAAUAUCAUUCAUUCUAAGAGGAACUAUGUGUAGUGGAGUUGUAAAUGCUGCAAAAAGAAUGCAAGCAGAUGAUGAUGCUCAUAGCAUUGCAAGUGAAAUAUGUCUGGUUAAUAAUGAAAAUGUUAAAGAAACAAAGGUGGAAACCCAUGAGAUAUUUGUCGAAACUGCUUGUGAGCACAUAAUAUGAGUUAAUAAAGGUUUUAACAUUAAA